AUGUCUGAGUCAACUCCUCUUCUACCGGCUCACAAUGCAAGCUCACUACAUAGACCCGAAGCUGCUCCGCUAGAGGCUCCACCGAAAAGUCAAAAGAAUGGCACCCAAGCCAAGCUAGGCACCUUUGAGGGAGUGUUCCUUCCCACCACCCUCAAUGUGCUUUCAAUCUUGAUGUUCUUGAGGUUUGGCUUCAUCAUUGGUCAGAUGGGUAUCCUUGGAUCGCUCCUACUUUUGGUGAUGUCGUAUGUAAUUGACAUUUUGACCGUUUUGUCUGUCAGUGCUAUCUCAACCAACGGUACUGUAAGAGGAGGUGGUGCCUACUACAUGAUCUCACGAUCAUUAGGGCCUGAGUUUGGUGGCGCUAUAGGAGUAAUCUUUUUCAUUGGACAAAUAUUAAACGCUUCAUUGAAUGUGGUUGGUUUCAUCGAACCGCUUUUGGUGAACUUCGGUAAGGCUGAAGGCGAUGUUUUACCCAUUUUGCCUGUUUCUUAUAUGUGGCAGCUCUUGUACUCCACCGUUGUUCUCUUGAUUUGCACUAGUAUUGCCCUUGUUGGUGCCACUUUGGUAUCGAGAACUGCGUUCUGGUUAUUCAUCCUACUUACAAGCAGUACUCUUCUGAUACCUUUGUCCGCUCUCAUAGUGAAACCAGGUUGUCCGUUGUCCCCUCCCAAUGACAACUUAUGGUACUCGGGAUUAUCAUGGCAAACGCUUCAGGAUAAUUUGUGGCCCCACUUCACGAGUGGAGCUGCUGGUUCCUUACUCCCUCCUGGCGUGCCUGAAACGUUUAAAAACCUCUUUGGCAUUUUUUUCCCUGCAACAGCAGGUAUUUUUGCUGGUGCAUCCAUGUCGGGUGAACUCAAGAAUCCAUCUCGUUCCAUUCCAAGAGGCACGUUGUGUGCCUUGGCAUUGAGUUUCGUCUUGUACUUCUUGGUGAUUGUUUCCCUCGGCGCAUCAGUCCCUCGUGAAUUGUUCUACAAAGACAUCAAGAUCAUACAAACAGUGAGUAUUAAUGGCCUCAUAAUUAUAAUCGGAGAAGUCUCAACAUCCAUCUUUUCAGUUAUAAUGGGUGUUGUGGGGGCGGCUACUGUGCUUAAUGCCAUUGCAGCAGACAAGAUCGUUCCUGGAUUGUCAUGUUUUUCAACUUACAGGAAACCUCCUAAGGAAAAGCGCAGAGCUCAGAUGAAUGCCAUUCUCUUCACAUGGUUGAUUGCUCAAGCGUUCCUCUUUGCUGAUAUCAACCAAAUCGCAACAUUCAUCACUAUGGCAUUCUUGAUGACAUUUUUGGUCACCAACCUUGCAUGCUUCUUAUUAAGAGUUGGCUCUGCUCCCAACUUCAGGCCUUCAUUCAAGUACUUCAAUUCAAAAACGGCAUUUACCGGUGGGUUGGUCUCCGUCAUGGCAAUGUACUUAGUGGAUGGCGUAUCUGCCACUUCAGUCAUUGUUUUUCUAAUCUUCCUCAUAAUGGUGAUUCACUACAGCACUCCUCCCCUGAAUUUUGGUGAUAUAUCGCAAUUACUUAUCUAUCAUCAAGUGAGAAAGUAUUUACUUCGAUUGAAGCUCAAUAUGAGUGUGAAAUAUUGGAGGCCGCAAAUACUACUUUUAUGUGAUAACCCAAGAACGUGCUGGAACUUAAUCGCAUUUUGUAACCACCUAAAGAAAGGCGGAUUGUAUAUCCUAGGGCACGUUGUUUUGAUGAGUGAUGACUCUACCCCGAACGGAGAGGUAAGUUCAGAAUUUAAUGUUGCAUCAUAUAAGGAAAUUCAAAAGCAAAAGAAUGCAUGGACCAAGCUUAGAGACAUGGCUAAGAUCAAAGCCUUUGUGCAAAUUGCGAUCGGCCCAUCUCUUCCGUGGGGCGUCAGAAAUGUCUAUCUUGGAUCGGGUCUUGGUGGCAUGCGCCCAAAUAUCACGGUUCUAGGUUUCUACGACUCGAAGAAGCAUGGAGUUGAGCUACCUUUGAAACAGGUAGAAAAGUCUUUUUCAACUCUCCAUUUACCAACUGACGAGUGCAGGAAGGAGAGACAAGUUUCUGUGAAUCAAUGGGUGCAGAUAGUUGAAGACUUAAUGAUCAUGCAAGCCACUGUGGCUGUUGCUGCCAACUUUCUUGAAAUGGAAGUUCCCACUCUCCAAGGCCACUCUUGGUUACGAAAGUUGUCAAAAAAUGGCAAGCAAAGUACUAGCUAUAUUGAUCUAUAUCCGAUACAGAUGUCUUCUGUCUGUUUGAUGGAGGACGGAAAAUCAGUGAUGUCAACCAACUUUGACACAUAUACUUUGAUCCUUCAGCUAGGUUCAAUUCUCUCCACCGUUGAUGAAUGGGAAAAGAAUGGCUACAAGCUUAGAAUUAUUGUUUUUGUGGAAAAUGCUAGCGAAGUAGAAGAUGAAUCAAAGCGACUUAAGGAUCUCUUAGCUUCAUUACGUAUAGAUGCUAAGACUAUCGUGAAGUGCUUUGAAGACGGAUCUUUGACUACCUAUAACAUUCUUGUCAAGGGUUAUAGAGUGAAUCAAUCUAACCAAACUGAGUUCAAUCACAUUUCUGACGUGUUACAUAGUGACCAGUGGUGGACUAAUCUAUGUGAUGCGAGGGAGUCUCUUCGCCAAAUCGAGAGACAGAAGCUUCAAAGAAAGAUGAAUGGCAGGAAAUUGAAGUCUAUCAAUAUUGGCGAGGAAAAGAAAUAUGACCCUGUUCUGUUUGAUUUUUCAAAGAGCGGUAACUCACCUAUAACCGGACCCAGUCUCAAGAACAACAGAAGGUACACUUUGUCGAAUUUACAUGACCAGGGGUUAUCUCUUUCACUCAACAUGAUAUCUCAAGGCGGUAACUUCUUUGACUACGAUCCAGAAGACAGUAGCGACAGCGAAACAGAGGGGAGCGGUCAUAGCUCACUGACUCAGAGUACUAGCAGGCAACGUACCCCAGACGUUCAAUCGACCGAGCCAAACUUAGAAGAGCAAUCCCCUAAUUUGUUGGCGAACACAAAUCCCGAAACCCCAUCUACUUCAUUACAUGUUGCACCUGUCUCCUCUGCAACGCAACAAAGAUUGCCCCCCCAAAGAGAUACUAUCAAUCUCAACAAAGCUUCACUCUUGACAAAGUACAAAUCUUCACUUGGGGCACAAUCGACUGAUCAGCUUUCGGUUAAAUCAGCAAUGUCGAAUCUUCGUCCAAACUUUCUGUCCGUCAAAAUACCACAGUCGAAAGUCAGGGACGAAGAGGAUGAAGAAGAAGUUCAGCGUGCGACUCAAAAUGAGGAGGACCAAGAUGAUGCAAAUAUACCGCUGAUUCAGUUCAUUGAAGAUGAGCAAAUACCCGAAGGUCCUUCUAAAGCAGGUAGCAUAAAUCUCGGAACCGAGAUUUCUCGAAAUGAAAGCUUCUUGAACUUCACCGCUACUCACAAGCGGCCGCCUAUGAUGAGGGCAGCCUCGAUCAUCGCCAAUGAUGAUAUCAAGAAUCAUAUAAGGGCGGAUGAUAAUGCCUCUGAUGAAGAUGACCCGGCUAGUUUUGCUGAAAGAGAUAAAAGAUCUGGCACAGAAUCCCCUAAAAAGUUAACUCUGAGGCAGCUUCUGGAAGAAUUGAAAAACCUCACGUUUAAUGAUCUACCAGCCAAGGGACAACAUAUCAUUCUUAACGAGUUGAUGAAUCAGGUGUCUGGCGGCGGGAAGGCGGCAGUGAUCUUCUCUACACUUCCUGCUCCUGCAAUUGGCACACAUUUGGAUGAUGAAGCAUCACUUGACUACACCAACAGUCUUGCCAUAUGGUUGCAUAAUCUCCCUCCCACGCUUCUUAUCAAUUCACAGACAGUAACGGUGACAACGAAUUUAUGA
Molecule: messenger RNA, 3819 nt
Organism: Candidozyma auris
Lineage: Eukaryota; Fungi; Ascomycota; Pichiomycetes; Serinales; Metschnikowiaceae
Exons: 1
Coding region: 1-3819 (1272 amino acids)
Biological process (GO): chloride transmembrane transport; potassium ion homeostasis; chloride ion homeostasis
Cellular component (GO): membrane
Molecular function (GO): potassium:chloride symporter activity
Source: RefSeq, a predicted model, not a curated record